Messenger RNA from Telopea speciosissima, 2059 nucleotides. Its product is annotated as CBS domain-containing protein CBSCBSPB3-like. The coding region runs from base 213 to 1859 and encodes 548 amino acids. The transcript is spliced from 14 exons. The record is from RefSeq and is a predicted model, not a curated record. NCBI's taxonomy places the organism in Eukaryota, Viridiplantae, Streptophyta, Magnoliopsida, Proteales, Proteaceae. Gene Ontology annotation, molecular function: protein binding.
GAGAGAAAGAGCGAGUUGAGGGGAAGGGAAGGGAAUUGAAACCCUAACCCUUCGAAUCCCUCCCACCCUCUCUCCUUUAACGCUGCUAUAAUCUCUAAUCUCUUUCUGAUUAGAAGCGUAGGGUUUUUAUUGUUUCAAGCGUCUAGGGUUUUCAGAGGAAGCGAUAAUCGAUCUUUUUAUCUCUCUCCAAUCUCUAAUUAGAAAGCUCGAAGAUGAGCAGCUCAGCAGUUCCUCAUCCGAGGAGAAACAAUCUGAAUCCAAGGCGUGGUCCGUCAGCUGUUAAGAAAUCGGCCCCUGCUGUUGAGAACGGCAACAGUAAUGGAAACCAUUCGAAGCCAUCGUCUCCUCCUCAAUCGUCUGUUGGUGGAGAGAGAACGGUGAAGAAGUUGAGAUUGUCGAAAUCGCUUACAAUUCCUGAGGGGACGACUGUUUCUGAAGCCUGUCGUCGGAUGGCAUCCCGCCGUGUUGACGCAGCUCUACUUACUGAUGCCAAUGGCUUACUGUCUGGAAUCAUUACUGACAAGGACAUUUCCAAUAGAGUUGUAGCUGAAGGGUUGAGGCCAGAGCAGACGAUUGUUUCAAAAAUUAUGACGAGGAAUCCAGUUUUUGUUACAUCAGAUUCGUUAGCCAUUGAGGCUCUGCAGAAGAUGGUUCAAGGAAAGUUUAGGCACCUCCCUGUUGUUGAAAAUGGUGAAGUUACUGCUUUGUUGGAUAUUACAAAGUGCCUCUAUGAUGCUAUAUCUAGAAUGGAAAAGGCUGCCGAGCAAGGAAGUGCCAUUGCAGCUGCUGUUGAAGGGGUGGAACGUCAAUGGGGAAGCAAUUUUUCAGCUCCAUAUGCCUUCAUAGAAACUCUCAGGGACCGGAUGUUUAAGCCUUCCUUAUCAACCAUCAUCCCUGAAAAUUCGAAGGUUGCACUAGCAUCUCCAUCAGAUCCUGUCUAUCUUGCAACAAAAAAGAUGCGAGAGUUGCGAGUUAAUUCAGUUAUAAUUGCAACUGGAAACAAACCUCAGGGGAUACUUACUUCAAAAGAUGUACUUAUGCGAGUUGUGGCUCAAAGUCUUUCCCCUGAGCUGACUCUUGUGGAAAAGGUAAUGACACCCAAUCCAGAAUGUGCAACACUGGAGACAACAAUCCUUGAAGCAUUGCAUAUAAUGCAUGAAGGGAAAUUUUUACAUCUUCCUAUUGUAGAUAAAGAUGGAUGCAUUGCUGCUUGCGUGGAUGUCCUCCAGAUCACUCAUGCAGCAAUUUCCAUGGUUGAGGGUAACUCUGAAACUGUCAAUGAUAUGACAAACACAAUGAUGCAAAAGUUUUGGGAUUCUGCACUCGCUUUGGAGCCACCAGAUGAGGAAUAUGACACCCAAAGCGAAAUGUCUGCACUAAUGGCAUCCGAAGGUACUGAAGCUAGCAAGUUCAUGUAUCCACCACUUGGACUUGGGAAGUCUUUUAACUUCAAGUUCCAGGAUCACAAGGGCCAUAUUCAUAGGCUUAAUUGUGGUACUGAGCAUUUGGAUGAACUUAUAUCUGCUGUCAUGCAGAGGAUAAAGACUGACGAUGUUCACAAUCGUCCUCAGUUUUUGUAUGAAGAUGAUGAAGGGGACAAAGUACUACUUUCAAAUGAUAGUGACCUUAUUGGGGCUGUUAAUCAUGCCAGAUCAGCUGGACUGAAGGUUCUAAGGUUACAUCUUGAUUAUUCUGAAUCAAGCAAGCAUGCAUCAUCUUCAAUAGAUACAAGAUCUUCAAUGGAUACAACAACAGUUCAGAAAUCUGGUGGGCUUUCUCUCCGGUCGGGGGUUUUGGCUGGUGCAGCUGCAUUGGUAGGCAUCAGUUUAGUGGUAUACUUGAAGCGCUCAAGCCAGUAAUGUUGGCAUAUGGUUGACUUGAAGUUCUCCAUGCUGUAAUGUUUCAUAGAAGAGCUACUGGAAGAUUAACUGAGUUAAAUAUAAUACUCAUGGUACUUCCCUAGAUUACUGUUGCUCUUUUUUGUUUAUGCCUUGUUCCUUUAGGGCCCACGAGAUGCCAAGGUUUGUAAAGGAAUAAAUAAUUAUUCAUUCAAAGGACC